Molecule: messenger RNA, 2331 nt
Organism: Castor canadensis (American beaver)
Lineage: Eukaryota; Metazoa; Chordata; Mammalia; Rodentia; Castoridae
Source: RefSeq, a predicted model, not a curated record
AUGACUAUUUUAAUUGAUAUUCCUGGUUGUGAAAGGGGCUUUGGAUCCAAGGCUCAAACUCCUGAGAUUCUGUAUGCCAGGUCCAUUUAUGCCAAACAAAGAGGCAUAGUGAAGGCAGAGAAAGAAGUGCAAAUCCAAGUGGAGGAGAAAGACAAUGAUACUGAAGACAGCUCAAGUGAAGAAGAAGACAAACUACCUAGAAGAGAGAGCUUGAGACCAAAGAGGAAACGGACCAGAGAUGUUAUCAAGGAGGAUGACCCUGAACCUGAGCCAGAGGAUGAAGAAACAAGGAAAGCAAGAGAAAAAGAAAGAAGAAGGAGAUUGAGAAGAGGAGCAGAAGAAGAAGAAGAAAUUGAUGAGGCAGAAUUGGAAAGAUUAAAGGCAGAGUUAGAUGAGAAGAAACAAACUAUUGCUACUGUCAAAUGCAAACCUUGGAAAAUGGAGAAGAAAAUUGAAGUUCUCAAGGAAGCAAAAAAAUUUGUGAGUGAAAAUGAAGGGGCGCUUGGGAAAGGAAAAGGAAAGCAGUGGUUUGCAUUUAAGAUGAUGAUGGCCAAGAAAUGGGCAAAAUUUCUUCGGGAUUUUGAGAAUUUCAAAGCUGCUUGUAUCCCAUGGGAAAAUAAAAUCAAGGCAAUUGAAAAAAUGCUGCCUUAUUCCCCAUCUGUUCGAGAGGAAAUUACAUAUGAUGACAAGUACCUCUGGGGUUUGCCAUAUGGCAGUUUACCUAGGAAAACAGUCCCAAGAGCUGAAGAAGCAUCUGCAGCCAACUUUGGUGUGUUGUAUGACUUCAAUGGUUUGGCACAAUAUUCUGUCCUCUUUUAUGGCUAUUACGACAAUAAACGAACGAUUGGAUGGAUGAAUUUCAGGUUGCCACUCUCCUAUUUUCUUGUGGGGAUUAUGUGCAUUGGAUACAGCUUUCUGGUUGUCCUCAAAGCGAUGACCAAAAAUAUUGGUGACGAUGGAGGUGGCGAUGACAACACUUUCAACUUCAGCUGGAAGGUGUUCUGCAGCUGGGACUACCUGAUUGGCAAUCCUGAAACAGCUGACAAUAAAUUUAAUUCUAUCGCAAUGAACUUUAAGGAAGCCAUAACAGAAGAAAGAGCAGCCCAAGUAGAAGAAAACAUCCAUUUGAUCAGAUUCCUGAGGUUUCUUGCUAAUUUCUUCGUGUUUCUAACACUCGGAGCGAGUGGAUACCUCAUCUUUUGGGCUGUGAAGCGAUCCCAGGAAUUUGCACAGCAAGAUCCUGACACCCUUGGGUGGUGGGAAAAAAAUGAAAUGAACAUGGUUAUGUCCCUUCUGGGGAUGUUCUGUCCAACACUGUUUGACUUAUUUGCUGAAUUGGAAGACUACCAUCCUCUCAUUGCUCUAAAAUGGUUAUUGGGACGCAUUUUUGCUCUUCUUUUAGGCAACUUGUAUGUAUUUAUUCUUGCCCUGAUGGAUGAGAUUAACAACAAGAUUGAAGAGGAGAAGCUUGUGAAGGCCAAUAUCACACUAUGGGAAGCCAAUAUGAUCAAGGCCUACAAUGCAUCCCCCUCUGGGAAUACCACUGGGCCACCCUUUUUUGUUCAUCCUGCAGAUGUACCUCGAGGACCCUGCUGGGAAACAAUGGUGGGACAGGAAUUCGUGAGGUUGACUGUUUCAGAUGUACUGACCACUUACGUCACAAUCCUCAUCGGUGACUUCCUCAGGGCGUGUUUCGUAAGGUUUUGCAAUUAUUGCUGGUGCUGGGAUUUGGAAUAUGGAUAUCCAUCAUACACAGAAUUUGACAUCAGUGGCAAUGUCCUGGCUCUCAUCUUCAACCAAGGCAUGAUCUGGAUGGGUUCCUUCUUCGCUCCCAGCCUCCCAGGCAUCAAUAUCCUUCGACUCCACACUUCCAUGUACUUCCAAUGCUGGGCUGUGAUGUGUUGCAACGUUCCGGAGGCCAGGGUCUUCAAAGCUUCCAGAUCUAGUAAUUUCUACCUGGGCAUGCUGCUGCUCAUCCUCUUCCUGUCCACCAUGCCCGUCCUGUACAUGAUAGUGUCUCUUCCACCAUCUUUUGAUUGUGGUCCUUUCAGUGGCAAAAAUAGGAUGUUUGAAGUCAUUGGUGAGACUCUGGAGCAUGAUUUCCCAAGCUGGAUGGCAAAGAUUUUGAGACAGCUUUCUAACCCUGGACUGGUCAUCGCUGUCAUUCUGGUCAUGGCUUUGACCAUCUAUUAUCUCAAUGCUACUGCCAAGGGCCAGAAGGCAGCAAAUCUGGAUCUAAAAAAGAAGAUGAAGCUGCAAGCUUUGGAGAACAAAAUGCGGAACAAGAAGAUGGCAGCUGCACGAGCAGCUGCAGCUGCUGGUGGCCAGUAA